AACUGUUAAAGACACCGUAAUGCUCCGGCCCUGGGGGGAACAAAUCACAGAGAGCAGUGAGCUGGUCACUGUGAAAGAACAAAAAGACGAUGAAAGUCAAGAGGAGCAGGACAUUGUCCCCAGCAUUCAGCCCCAUAUCGAGUCUGAUGAAACUAAAUCUGAGCCACUCACUGUGAUUGAACAACCUGAGGUUACAACACCUCAGCCCACUGCAAACCAGGCAAUGAAAGCAAAACUAGCUCGUCUGUCUCUUGCCCUCCCUCCUCUUGCCCUGACUCUCCCCCUCACCCCCACCGGUAAAGGAGGAUUUGGGGAUGGGGCGAUCGGAAAUCGGAUUGGAAGGCGGAGAGGUCUGUCAUCAGGGAGUGACCCUGACGAUGAAGAGGAGGAUGAGCAGGAGGACGAAAACUCCCGGAGGGUUAUUGUUGUCACAGAAACAGACGUCGACAAACGUGUUGGGCUGAGGAGUCUGCUGAAGUCACCCAAGGAGCCGAUGGACAGAGAAAAGGACAGAGGACGAAAUGUGUCCUUUUUUGAUGAUGUCACAAUCUAUCUCUUUGAUCAGGAAACUCCAACAAAUGAGUUGGGCACUUCAGCACCCACUAGCCCAGCCUCAGUGUCUGUCAAAAGCACCAAGUUGGAUCUGCAUGGGCCAAACAUCAAAAGCAAAGAAUCAAAAAGGAAAGAUGAUUUAUCAAUCAAACCAAGGUCGCCCGUGGGGGCCAAUCCAGUGACAUCAUCGCGCUUCACCGUCAGCCCUGCUGACGACCCCCACUUGGUGUGAUGUUACGUGCCAUUUUGGGAACCUUUAGAGCCGAACCCUCUUGGACUGGCCUGUGAAUUAACCCCAACAACCAGCCAUUCACCCAGAGGCUAUUUUUUUAUCGAAUAGGCAACUGAAAGAAUGAGACUCCCGUUCUAAAAGCUGGACACAUUCCAGGUUUUACCAGCGACAGGAUUUUGUAUGACAGGGGCUGUUGUGCUCUUGCCUGCUUGCCAUUGUUUACAGAGUUUAUUCAUAGCCUUCGGCUACAAGAAGUCUUUGGAAAAGGCAGCAUAUGCUAGGAGGAGAGGAGCCUGGAGCUUUGUAAAAUCUGAAACAGAUUUGACAGCUAUGCAGUGGGAGUCUUGCUGUGUACCAGCUUACCUUCUCUUUUU
Molecule: messenger RNA, 1158 nt
Organism: Xiphias gladius (swordfish)
Lineage: Eukaryota; Metazoa; Chordata; Actinopteri; Istiophoriformes; Xiphiidae
Gene: lmtk3
Product: lemur tyrosine kinase 3
Exons: 5
Coding region: 20-784 (254 amino acids)
Biological process (GO): protein phosphorylation
Molecular function (GO): protein kinase activity
Source: RefSeq, a predicted model, not a curated record